AGAAUCACUCCUAGGAAUCACUGUGAAAGUUACCUUAGUACAAAAAAAACUGAAAGAACUACCCCAGAGUAUUUAUGAAAACUCCUACACUUACUUUCAGCAAGGAGAAGGACUACUCCUAGGAACGAGUGUGACAUCACUGUUUUACAAAACUCAGAGCUGCAAAGUAGACGUUAUAGUUGUUGUUUUUACCUGACAUUCGAUGUUUGUUGUUUUACACCAUUGAAAAUUGAAAUGCUGAAAUCCGCGCCCACUUUCAGGUGAAGGCUUUAUGGGUAUAGGCAAAAAUCUAGGUAACAGAAAGUUUUAGUAAUAGGCUAUGUACAAAUUUUAUUUCUGUAGGCACAUAUAAUGUGACUCGGUGAAUUUAUACUCAUUAUUCUAUCCAAUCGCAUUUUUUUCAAAAUCACUGUCACGAUUAUGUUCAAAAUUACUGAAAAUGGAAAGCAAGCUGGAGAGAAGAGGAGACCAUUUACUUGCUGAGGAAGUUAGAAACAAAAGAAAUCCUUAAUUCAGAUCUACUCCUAUGACUCAAGAUAGGAUGAACAUGUGGAGGGCAGUCUCUGACACCAUAAAUGAAUCCUGCCAGUUUGCAAUUUGUAACCCUGUGGAAUGUGAAAACUGGUGCUAUGCUCUUUUUCACAAAGUGCAGAAAUUUCCACUUGUAUAAAAGAAUCUGAAAAAAAACAGGCCAUGAUGCUGCACUCCUACAACUGAUGGAGCUAGAAAAAAGGUUUCCCGAGUCCAUCAAUGGUCCAUGUGCAAUGAUGGAGGGUUCAUGCACAAGUUUUCUACUGUCCAUUUCCCCAUUCAACUACACCCCUUGUUAACGAAGAGGACAUUUUGAAAGUCCAGUGUGGAGCACAGAGGAGCAGACCACAGAGGAGGGGGCCCAGCCACUCUCACAGCCUAGCUGCGUAAAUGGAGCGGCUCCACUGGGUGCGGCAUCGCUGUUGGAGGCUGCUAGUGGGAGACUCUGGGCGAGCCUGGUACUCUGCCCCUGAAGGCCUGCCCAACAAAAGCUCCCCGGACGCCCGUUGUUCUCCACAUAGAGUCAAUGGGAAGCGGAGAAUAGUGUUUGCCCGCAAUGGGCCUCACCAGCAUGAGUACGAAGCCAUCUCCAGAAGCUACAAGGGCAAUGCCAUCCGCACUACCAAGUACAGACUUUUGACUUUCAUCCCCAUGAACCUGUUCCAGCAGUUCCACAGGGCUGCCAACCUCUACUUCCUGUUCCUGGCAUUAUUGAACUGGGUGCCAGUUGUUGAAGCCUUUCAGAAGGAAAUUACCAUGAUUCCUCUGCUCGUGGUUCUCACUGUUAUCGCCUUCAAAGAUGCCCUGGAGGACUACAGACGUUAUUUGUUUGACAAGAAGGUCAACAGCAAUGUUGCACGAGUGUUCUCUGGCAAGCAGAAAGCCUACACUGACCAGUGCUGGAAGGAUGUGCGAGUUGGAGACUUUGUCCGUCUGUCCUGUAAUGAAAUCAUUCCUGCUGACAUGCUGCUGCUGUAUUCCUCUGACCCCCGUGGGGUUUGUUACAUUGAGACCGCCAACCUGGAUGGAGAGACCAACCUGAAACAGAGACAGGUGGUUUCAGACCUCCCACUGCAGGGAGUAGAGUUCACCCCUGAGAGUUUCCACAGCCGUAUUGAGUGUGAGAACCCCAAUGAUGACCUCAGCAGGUUCCGAGGCUACAUGGAGCACUCCAGUGGGGUUCGUAUCGGCCUUCAUAACAGCAACCUCCUGUUAAGGAGCUGCACCAUCCGCAACACCGAGACUGUGGUGGGGAUCGUGGUCUAUGCUGGUCAUGAGACUAAAGCCAUGAUGAACAACAGUGGGCCGAGGUAUAAGCGCAGCAAGCUGGAGAAGCAUCUGAACAUAGACAUCCUGUGGUGUGUGGUCCUGCUCAUCAUCAUGUGUCUGACUGCUGCUAUAGGUCACGGCCUCUGGCUGAAGAACCUCAAAGACCCUAUCUUUGAGGUUGAUGGGGAGACGGCUCCUGCCCUGGCUGGAUUCUAUGUCUUCUGGACUAUGAUCAUUGUGCUGCAGGUGCUGAUUCCCAUUUCUCUGUAUGUGUCCAUUGAGAUUGUGAAACUGGGCCAGAUCUACUUCAUCCACAAUGACUUAGCCCUGUACAAUGAGCAGUUGGACUACAGGAUCCAGUGCCGCGCCCUCAACAUUACUGAGGACCUGGGUCAGAUCCAGUACCUGUUCUCUGAUAAGACAGGAACCCUGACAGAAAACAAGAUGGUGUUCCGCCGCUGCAGUAUCUAUGGGGUUGAAUAUCCUCAUGAGGAAAAUGCUCGAAGGCUGGAGGUGUAUGAGACGGAGAAGAACAAGGCAGCUGGUCACUCUGUGACUCUGAAGUCGGGCUGCAGUGGUAAAUCUCUGAGCUGUCGCUCCCUCAGCUGCAACCGCAGCUCUGUGUCUCUGCACACACUCACUGCUGAGUCAGAAGAGGAGGAGGACCAACUGUCCAGUCACAUCCAGCCCAGGACCAGUGCCUUCUGCAGCCGCAUGGCGAAGGAGGUGGUGCCAGACCCUGAGCUCGUGAGGAAAUUAAAUUGGUUUUGCUCUCCUGUGCUGCCUCAGAGUGAGGCCACUUCUGGGACUCCAUCCAGCCUGGAGCUCACCUACAUCACUGACUUCUUCCUGGCUCUGGCCAUCUGUAAUAGUGUGGUGGUCUCCUCGCCCAGUCAGCCUCGACAUGUGGUGCCUGAAGCACGAACACCUCUCAAGUCCCUGGAGGAAAUCAAGCUGAUGUUCCAGCGCUUCAGCUUCUCUCCUUUCUCAGCCCUCUCCACCCUCUCCCCUCCCCAGAUAAAAGGCAGCCCUCGCAGCUUCACCAGUAGGCUGUUCACCCGGGGGAAAGCCGGCUCCUUCACCUUCUCCACACCUCCCAACAGCAACACAGACGGGUCAGAACCAGGCGAAGAAACCAACCUAGAAACGUCCAACCUGGCGUGUAAACUGGAUUUAUAUGCCAGAGGGGAGGGAGGAAAUGCUGGACAGAUGGAGGACAGGGAGACAGAGAAUGAUAUAAAGGAUACAACAACAAACGCUGACAGGCCCAGACAGGAUGUGGAAGUGGACUUUGAUAGUGGCACUGAUGAUGACCUACUGUAUGAGGCAGAGAGUCCAGACGAGGCGGCUCUGGUCCACGCAGCCAGGGCGUACCGCUGCACCCUGAGGGGACGCUCUGCAGAAAGCCUGCUGGUGGAUCUGCCAGGUAUUGGCUCUCUGGCUGUACAGCUGCUUCACAUCCUGCCCUUUGACUCCAACAGGAAGAGGAUGUCAGUGGUGGUCCGGCACCCACUCACAGGACAAGUGGUAGUUUACACCAAGGGGGCCGACUCUGUCAUCAUGGACCUGGCUGAGACACCCAAAGGUGCAGAGCAAGCUCAGGAGAUCUACAGCCACAUCAGAGAACAAAGCCAAAAACAUUUAGACAGCUAUGCUAGAGAGGGCCUCCGCACACUCUGCAUCGCUAAAAAGGUUCUGGACGAGGAGGAGUAUGAAGUGUGGCUGAAGAGACAGCUGCUGGCAGAAAGCAGUAUAGAGAACAGAGAGGAGCUACUGCUGGAGUCAGCUCAGAGACUGGAGACCAACCUCACCCUGCUGGGUACCACCGGGAUUGUAGACAGACUACAGGAAGAGGUCCCAGAGACCAUUGAAUCUCUUCAGAGGGCCGGGAUCAAAGUCUGGGUGCUCACUGGAGACAAACAGGAGACAGCCAUUAACAUUGCCUAUGCCUGCAAACUCCUCCAACCCAACGACCAACUGCUGACAGCCAACUGUGGAAGCAAGGAUGCAUGGGCAGCUUUUCUCGAGGAGCACAAACUGGAAGUGCAGUGUGGUCAAGAGAGUUUGACUGAAUUGACUACAGCAGGGACUUGUGGGGAAUCCUCCUCGGGUGGUGUGUCUAGCUUCAUUCUUGUUAUAGACGGACAGACGCUGGACUUGGCCCUUCAGGAGGAGCUGAAGAGCGACUUCCUAGAGCUGAGCCGUAGAUGCAAAGCGGUCAUCUGCUGCAGGUCAACUCCACUGCAGAAGAGCCAGGUGGUCCGGUUGAUCCGGGACCAGCUUGGCGUCAUGACCCUGGCUGUAGGUGAUGGCGCCAAUGAUGUGAGCAUGAUUCAGACGGCUGAUGUGGGCAUCGGGAUAUCUGGUCAGGAGGGAAUGCAGGCUGUGAUGUCCAGUGACUUUGCCAUCUCCAGGUUUAAACACCUCAGCAAGCUGCUGCUGGUUCAUGGUCACUGGUGUUACUCUCGUCUUACAAACAUGGUACUCUACUUCAUCUACAAGAAUGUGAUGUAUGUGAAUCUGCUGUUCUGGUAUCAGUUCUUCUGUGGGUUCUCUGGGAGCGUCAUGACCAACUCCUGGGUACUCAUCUUCUUCAACCUGCUCUUCACCUCUGUCCCUCCUCUCAUCUAUGGCAUUCUGGACCAAGAUAUUCCUGCAGACACCCUGAUGGGCUUGCCUGAGCUCUACCAGGUUGCACAGACAUCCAAGGUCUAUUUUCCCUACAGGUUCUGGAUCACAGUACUGGAUGCAUUUUACCAAAGCCUCAUCUGCUUCUUUGUACCUUACUUUGCGCUUGCAGGAUCAGACGUUGGGGAGCUGUCCUUUGGCUCCCCAAUCAACGCCUCAGCUCUCCUCAUCAUCCUGCUGCACCAAGUCCUCGAGAGUCAUACUCUGACAUGGAUUCAUGUUCUGGUGUUGGUGCUCAGUGGCGGGUUCUACUUUGGCUUUGUGCUCCUCUUUAGUUUGUACUGUGUGACCUGCAGUCCCCCCACCAACCCUGUUGGGGUGGAAAAACUCCAGAUGUCCCAGCCUCUCUUCUACAUCAUAUGUGCUGUCACUACUGUGACAGCUCUGUUACCCAGGGUGCUGUUUCAAGCUCUUCACAACACCUUACAUCGCUCUGCUGUUCUGAAAUUAGCUCAGAUGGACAAAGUGGAUUCAGAGGAGUACCAAAAGAGAACGCAGCACUGGAACAGGAGCCACUCCAGAGUCAACAGGCUGCCAGUGUGUGCUGACAACCCCAGAUUGGAGCAUAGCACAGCCUCAGUGGUGUCUUGACCUCCCUCUAAACACACACACACACACACACACACACACACACACACACACACACACACACACACACACACACACACACAGUCAGAGAGCUGCGUCCCACCACCCAGCAGAGCAGGCAGACUCAUACCAGUGUAUGUGCUGGCCAGGGAAAGAAAGACUUGAAAAGACUGUUGAUGUUGACAUGCUGGAUUCAAGCGCAUGUCACUUGCAGAAAAAGAUUCUUUGGUGCAAUAAAAGGCUAUGUACAUUUGUUCAUUUUCCAUUGCACUACUCUACUCUUUAUAGGCUCCGCUGAAAGACUGCUCUAUUUGCUACAUAUCAACAGCCAUAGAAGCCUUGGUGAGACUAGUUUGCCAUUAAGAAAAUCAUGUUUUAACUGGACAUGUUCCACUUAAUGAAUAAAUCAGAGUAGUGAGUAUCAUUUAAUCAGGCAUUUAUGGGAACAUGAGACAUGAAACAUGACCACCAACUUAAACAUUUUUGAGACUAUAAUAUUUUUUAAAGGAGCUGUAUGUUUCAUGUGCUGAAUAGACAGACGUACACCAUCAAGGCUACAUUCACACUGCUGGUGAAAGUGACCAAAUCAGAUUUGAUUUCCUCUGUAUGGCUUUCAAGCAUAACUUUUGGCCUUCCCCAGUGGAUGGAGUUGCUCAGUUAUCAUGGAGAUAGUUGCUACUUGAACAGAGACAGGGGUUGCUGUCGACUAUGUUGAUUGAACAAAUAUUUCUUAACUGAACUGAAAGCUUGCAUGUAACCAAAGAGAUUUGUAAAUGGCACAAAACAGGUAGAGGAUGCCAUUCCUCUGACACAAACAAGGCAUUCAAUGUCUAUGGGAAGGAGGCAGGCAGGAUAAGGAAGCAACAAUGUGAUUAUUAUUUAGAGAGCCCAUAGUGGUACUAGUACCAUUGCUGUGUGUGAUCCAGGUAAUGACUGCAGUGUGUUAAGUUACCACUGUUUUUGACUCAAUCAAGUUUUGGAGCAUUUAACACUGAUAUCUUUUUAAUCCGUAUUCACACUGCCUGAUGAUGAACAAACACACUGGCAUGUUUACAAUGGUUGGACAGUUAGUGUUUACUGUCCCGCGAGCAGUGGACAGUGUGUAGAGAUGUUGAAAUGAGCGGCCUGUCUUUCUUUACCUGCUCAGGUGCUCUCUCUGCACUGGUGGCAGCUGGAAAUCAAAUGAAGGAUUAAUCAAUGAGUCAUACUGAUCUGAUUUUGGAGCGGUCUGUUUAUUUAUUUGCUGAUCUUGUGUUGCUGUAUUCCACAUUCUCCUUACUGAUCCCCACCAUCUCGUCACUGUCCCCCACUGUCACUUGGUGGCUGUGGCUCAGGGGAUAAAGUUGGUCGUCCACUUACCGUUCGAUCCCCGGCUCCACAUUUCAACAUGUCAAAGUGUCCUUGGGCAAUAUACUGAACCCCAAAUUUCCCACGUCGUGUCAGUGGGGUGUGUGUG
Molecule: messenger RNA, 6532 nt
Organism: Xiphias gladius (swordfish)
Lineage: Eukaryota; Metazoa; Chordata; Actinopteri; Istiophoriformes; Xiphiidae
Gene: atp10d
Product: ATPase phospholipid transporting 10D
Exons: 25
Coding region: 922-5079 (1385 amino acids)
Biological process (GO): phospholipid translocation
Cellular component (GO): plasma membrane
Molecular function (GO): ATP binding; magnesium ion binding; ATPase-coupled intramembrane lipid carrier activity
Source: RefSeq, a predicted model, not a curated record